Messenger RNA from Arabidopsis thaliana (thale cress), 2973 nucleotides. It is a transcript of the gene MEE20, whose product is annotated as ubiquitin carboxyl-terminal hydrolase-like protein, putative (DUF627 and DUF629). Bases 431 to 2692 code for a protein of 753 amino acids. NCBI's taxonomy places the organism in Eukaryota, Viridiplantae, Streptophyta, Magnoliopsida, Brassicales, Brassicaceae. The transcript has 5 exons. The record is from RefSeq and is marked reviewed.
GUUUAUAUUUUGCUAAUUAAUUACUCUUUACAUAACAUUCUUGAGAUUUAUUUAAUUCUUUGUGACUUUGCAACUUUAUUAACAUAUAUGGUUUGACGUAAUCUUUCAUAAACGACUCUUCUUCUUUCUCCAUUUUCUCUCGUCUAUCUACAUAUAAAUCUUCCAAAGAAGAUCACGAUCACACAAUAUUUCUAUUGUUGUACAUUACUAUAUAAACAUAGGAUACAUAGAUGAAGUGAGCUCUAGAAAUGAAAUCCAUGGUCUCUUCUCCUAAACGAAGCAAGAGAAUGGUGAGAGUAGCGAUCAAAGUCAGACCAAUCUACGAACCCUGGAGUGCACACUAGGUGCUCGACGAAAUGUCCCAGUGAGACUUCACUUCUAAAAAUAAAAAGUGAAAUUAUUAUUUCCCCAAUGAAGAAGAUCACGUGCCAUGCACCUGACCGUUUCUUUAUCUCUUCCUUCUGGCUCAAUCUCUCAUGAAAGACAAAGAAACCACCACCAUUUUCUCGAGAAAAUUCUGACUCCCUUGGAUACGAUGAUGAUGAAGAGUACAGACGAAAGUGAAACAAAAUGGAAGAUCGACGAUGCAGCCGAACUUGCUAGAGACUUCUGGCUCGAACGUGACGGCAUUUCGGCUUUGAAAUUAACAGAGAAAACGAUUUCUGAUCAUGGGAAUCACGAAAAGUGCUCUAGUCACCACGAACUGCAAGGUGAUAUCUUCUAUGCCCAAGCGAAGAAAACAGAUGACACCGACCUCAAAUGCUUAUACUUGUUUGCUUCUGUCGAUGCGUAUUCAAUGGCUACUCUUCUGUCUCCUAACGCUUUGACUUUGAGGUCCUUUCGUGGCUAUGCUCGUUCGCUAAUCAAGUUGGGUGAUCAGCUUCGGAUAAACAAGUUUUAUGAGAAAGCUGUGUCCAAAGCAAAGCUGGGAAUGUCCAUAACGUCACCUCAAGGAAAGUCUACGGAUGGUGGCUAUUUUACCAAGAUAAAGACAGAACUUCAGAAUUGGAUAGAUCUUGCAACAACGAAGAUGCAGGCGACUGUGGCUGUUUCUGAUAUAGGUACUAUGGAUAAUCAGAAAGAACCUGGGGAAGAAGAUACUUCUUUUGAUAGAUUGAAGAAGAUUUGGGUUAAAUUGGAUGACAAGACCAAAAUAAACUUUUUGGUAGUAGACUUUGAAAAGCUUAUAGGCUAUAUACAAGAUAAGCAUGGGACGGAAGUAAAAGAGCACUUUCAGAAAUGUAUACCCAUCGCCAAUAAUCUUCGAUGGAGAUGUUGGAAGUGCCACAUUUGUUCUCAGGUUAACUACUGUUUUACGGAUUGCAAGAUGCACAUCUUAGAUAAUCAUGUGCACAACUCUGAACCUGACUUUAGUGCUCGUCCUAAGUGUGUGGAUGAGAUUUUGGCUGACAUGAUAUGCUGUGGGGAUUGGAAGCCUGUGGAUACAGCGGAGGCAGAAAAUCUUAUCAAGGAUAGAGCUAAGCGCGGGGAAGAGUUUGUUUAUGUUAAUGGGUGGUGUAGUGAUUGGCCUGAAGCGAAAGAUCGCGAGCGGGAAAACGUACUCAAACAGUUUGCCGAGGUUCUAAAAUCUUCUUGUGCCAAGGAGAAUUGUACUCUUUCAUGUACCCUUUGGGACUGGUUGAGAGAUUACACAGAAGAGAAUCUGGAACUACCUGGAGUUCCUGGGAUCUAUCUUGAUCAAUGUUGCUUCUUUAAGAACCCUCAAUGCAUCUGCUUCUUAGAUCUUAAGCACCUUGAACACAUCCUCAAGUAUUUUAGACAGCUCACCACAGAUGUUCGCGCGAGUUUAGUUCCAAAAGUAGUGAAUCAGUUUUGGGAAAAUUCCCAGGUCAAGGAAAGAAUCGACCUUGAGGGAGUAGCUACUUAUAAUCUGCUUCUGGACAAGAGACUGCUGUAUGAAGAAGAGCUUGAAUCGGAUAAGAUAGGGACAGUAGAGCAUUAUAAAUCUACAGGGAUUUUUGAGGAUGUAAUGCCUAAGGGUGAUAAAAUCGUCUCUUGGAUUCUUGACUGCCCAGAAAUCGAUCGGGAAUUUGUGUCUCAAAUGGCAAACGGCGUACACAAUAGUAAGCUAUGGUUAGCAGCUUUGAGAAUAGUACGGUGUGUGAUUAGGAAAAAGGAAAGCUACUAUGAUAAGAGACGGAAGAUGCUAACCUAUGAGAAGAUGUUGGGUGAGGCUGAGACGAUUUGUGACAGAGAAGACACUAGGAAGAAUGUUAAUCAGCGGAGCACAUAUGAGUCUGCACUUCGAAUGAAAUGUGAGGAUCUUGUAGGUAAGCAAGAUGAUGAUACAAAAUGUUUCUUGAGUGUUGUAAGAGAUGUUUUUGAAAGACAAAGCUCUCCGAGCUUUGAAGUAUUCGAAGAUAAGAAGUGUAUAUCCGAACUCUCUUCUACUGUCCCGAAUGAUGAUGUGAAAAAAAGUCUGUUAACGCUAAGGAAAUCACUGAAAGAGAAGUUCCCUUUGAUUGAUUCAAAGAUUUUGCAGAACAAAUCUACGUACGAAAAGCUAAUAGAUGUAUUCCCGAAGCUAUCAGCAGUUGAGUAUCGCUUGGUGGUCCUUCCAUUCGUGAAGAAGUUCUUACAGGAUAAACUGAAGAAAAUGAUGAAAACAAACAGCAGUUCAGUUGCUGCAGGAGAUUCUGCUGAACGGAAACCUAAGAAGAGACAUCUUUGAAAUCUGUUGUUGUUUUGCUGUUGUUUUUUGAGUUAAAGUGAGUUGACUAUCUGAUGCAGGGAUUUUUUUUUGGAGGAUCAUUCUUGCAGAUGGAGACAAACUUUUUGAGUAUUAGUUGUCUAGAAACAGUCUUUUAUGUUCUCGGAAAAUCUUUUGGAUCCGAGAGAAACAUGGUGUGAGAAUUUGUAGUUUGUUUUAGGAUCAGAUGCAUAUAUGUUUGUGUGUCUGGAGAGAUUGAGAAAAACUGGGACAUAGAUACAAUGGAAAGCUCUUGUUGAUAU